Molecule: messenger RNA, 2385 nt
Organism: Rhododendron vialii
Lineage: Eukaryota; Viridiplantae; Streptophyta; Magnoliopsida; Ericales; Ericaceae
Exons: 3
Coding region: 1086-2039 (317 amino acids)
Source: RefSeq, a predicted model, not a curated record
UGCAUUGGUAAUUUGUCCUCCAAAAAAUACCUUAUCUGUUGGUUAGGAUAACUUGAAAUGAAUUUUAUUUGUAAUUCAGACUCUGUCAAACUUCAGUUAUUUAGUGAUCAAAACAACUAUCUGUGAGGUCAAAAUUAUGCUCGUGUGUCUGCCAUGGUGUGCAGAUCAUAUAAUUGAGAAGAGGAAUUCUGUACCAAUUAAAGGGUGUUGAAACUUGAAUUUUUACCUAUUGGAGUGUGUAGGUUGCAAUGGUUUGUAAAGAAAGUGUCCCUGCAAUCUCUCCUUAAUAGUUGUGUCUAUCAACCAUUUCCCCUACAUCAGAUGUUUUCUGCUAAGGAAGAACAUGUUUUUUUACCUUUCACUGUUCUGCUGUGACCGGCAAGCCAUUUGAAGUCAUUGAAAAUAUGUCUUAAAAAUCAGCAUGUACUCUAGUGGGGUACUGUACUAGAAUCUCAGCCAUAUUCUGAUGUGCAUUGGACUGAUUACGGUGCACAUCGUGAAUGAUUUGCUCACAUAACACCACGAUGGCUUCUUGUCCUGAAAAUUUGAUACUUGAGGAUAAGAUUGAUCUGACGAGAUGCUCGUGCACUGAUUUUGUUCUUAUAUUUUUGUAUAUGUUUCAUGUUUAAAGAUUCCAUAUGUAGAUAUUUAAGCCAUAUACAUAGUUUUGUGUUCAUUCCAUGCGCUGUAAUACUUAAGAAAUAUGUAACUGCAAUGUGGUGUUUGAGUUUUCAUUAACUAAGGGAAUUUGCUUGGACUACCACUGUGUCUUUUGGUUCCAAUUGUUUUCUUAGAGCUGCAGCUUUUCAUCGUAUUUCUCUUCUGUUGAUUUAUCCUUUUUAUCUGGAGCCGGUUUCAAUACCAACCAUCUUUAUUUGAAACAUGUCAUUACAAUGAAUUUGCAUGUCAUGACCUGAUGCUAAAUCACUGCCAUUGGGGCAUGCUUCAGCUUUUGCCAAGCAGCAGCUGAAGUUGGUGCUUCUGUUGUUCACAAUUUUGUUGGUUGCAUUAAGGGUUGGGCACGAAACCGUUUUGGUGAUAGAAGCUGCUCUUACAAAAGGAGAAGAUCCUGGUUGUCUUUGGUCAUGGAAGUUACUUUUGAAGAAGAAUUUCCCGACUUUGAUGUCCGUCUCUCUCCACAACUUAGGAAACACUUUUACGAGAAAUUAAAACAUCUGGUGGUUGUUAUUGACACAAUGCUCGAAGAUGGGACAAAAAAUGGGAUAUGGGAUGGCAAGUAUACCUUAGAAGAAGAGGAUGAGGAGAAAUUUAUACGUGGUGGAGGGGUCAUAAUGAAUAGUAGGGGUUUUAUUCUUACGUGUGCUCAGUUGAUACCUCCUAAUUUCAGCAAGAUUCAGUUUCGUCGGGUGAAUGAUGAGUCGUUUUCAGAAUGUGUGUUGGUAGCAAGAAAAGAGGAUUUAGAUUUGGCAAUCGUCAGGCCUGUAAAGGAUGAAGGGGCUGUAUCUGAUUUCGGAAAGUUUGGUUUUCAAGAGUUCAUCGACGUAGGGAUGGAAGUAUUUUCAAUAGCUCACCCAGGAGACUUAUGUUAUUCAUUGGUCAUUGGACAGGUCGCCUUUCCAUGCCUCUAUGAUGGUACAGCUCCUAGUGACUAUCCUCGGGAUCAGACUCCUAGUUCGAGGUUAGUUGGAUUUGUGGUUGAUGACCAACGUGAUGAUGAACUCAAACACCUUGCCAAGGAUUUGCAGCUCAUUCAAAUCAACAACUUUCAUGGUACCCAUAACUUGGCGAGAAGGACAUCAUUUGGUGCACCCGUCUUUGAUUCCCGUGGUAGGGUUAUAGGACUCAGUACCUUUGUUUUAGAGGAGAUGGAUUUCGCAAUUCAUAUGUCUGUUCUGGAGAAAUUUUGGAAAGAAAAUGUUUCAGAGCCUCAAGAAAAUGGUUCAGAUCCUCAAGAAAGUGUUUCAGAGCAUCUUUCAAAGCCUCAGGAAAAUGUUUCAGAGCCUCAGCCUCCAAAAAGAAAGAAAAGGAAAAGGAAAAGGAAAAGAAGGAAGGGAGAAAAGCAAAGAGGAAACUUGUAGGUAUUAUUUCACAGUUAGGUUAGGUACUAGUGAUGACAGUUUUUGAUACAUGCGGUCAGUAAUGAGAUUGUAAUUUCACGCAUGCGAUCAACCAACUCUAACCUUUCACUUUCGCUUAUUUACUCCUAGAACACAAGUUUGCAGUUGUGAAAAAGUGCAAGUUGUAAAAAGACCAUGACAAGCAUGGAUCACUUGUGGCGCCCUAUCUGCCAUGGCCUCUGGAUUGGUGUGGCCACUGGCCAUAACCCUUUUUCUUCCCUCACUUAAAGUUCCAUUUUUUUUUUUUUGGUUAAUUCAUGUUUUAUGUUGAGAUUUGAUGACCUAAAUGAAAUACGUAGGACUGGAU